Mobula hypostoma (lesser devil ray) is the source of this 3338-nucleotide messenger RNA. It is a transcript of the gene hus1, whose product is annotated as HUS1 checkpoint clamp component. The record is from RefSeq and is a predicted model, not a curated record. The coding region runs from base 41 to 895 and encodes 284 amino acids. Gene Ontology annotation, biological process: mitotic DNA replication checkpoint signaling; double-strand break repair via homologous recombination; meiotic DNA integrity checkpoint signaling. The transcript has 8 exons. NCBI's taxonomy places the organism in Eukaryota, Metazoa, Chordata, Chondrichthyes, Myliobatiformes, Myliobatidae. Gene Ontology annotation, cellular component: site of double-strand break; nucleolus; checkpoint clamp complex.
CGGAAGAACUGCAGCAGUGACGUUUUUCUCACUGGCGGCUAUGAAGUUUCGAGCGAAAAUUGUGGAUGUCGGUUGUUUGAAUCAUUUUACUCGUAUAGUGAAUACAAUCUCGAAGCUCACAAAAACAUGUAUUUUAAGACUUAGUUCUGACAAGCUUUUCUUCAUCCUCUCUGACAAAGUUGCUAGUGGAGGUGUUGCUAUGUGGUGUCAGCUAUUUCAGGGCAAUUUUUUUGAUGAAUUCCAGAUUGAAGGUGUGUCAGCAGAGUAUAAUGAAAUUUAUCUGGAACUAACACCUGAAAACCUCUCAAGGUCAUUGAAAACCUCCCAGAAUGCAAAAACUGUGAAAAUAAAACUGACCAUGAAGCAUUGUCCAUGCAUUACCAUUGCCGUGGAACUGCCAUCACUUUCUCACCACAGUCGCAUUGUUACACAUGACAUUCCUGUUAGCAUUAUCCCCAGAAAGCUUUGGAAUGAUUUUGAAGAACCCAGUGUUCCAGAUUUUGAUGUCAGUAUUUAUCUCCCAGUACUGAAGACCAUGAAGAGUGUUGUGGAAAGAAUGAAGAAUCUUUCUAACCAUAUUGUCAUUGAAGCCAAUCAGAAUGGAGAAAUGAAUUUGAAAAUUGACACUGAUUUGGUGUCUGUCACAACACAUUUUAAGGAACUUGGGAAUCCUCCUUGGGUUGAAGAAGAAACCCAAUCUUAUUCUUUCGAAAGAAGAGAUUCAACAAAUAUGUCUAAAGCAAAGAUUGAUAUCAAGAGGCUUCUACAGUUUCUUGCUGGGCAACAGGUCAAUCCAAGCAAGGCUAUAUGUAAUAUAGUGAAUAAAAAAGUUAUUCAUUUUGUUUUGCUACACGACGAUGUUUCUCUUCAGUACUUUAUACCUGCUCUUGCAUAAGAAGAUAGCUAUCGACAUUUAACUACAUUGUAGGCUCUUGUGGAAUUAUCACACUUUCUUGAAAAGACUGAGCAACCUUGGAAAGAAGAUGACUCCUCUAGCUGAGAAUUAGUGCAAGUGUUUUAAUUUUUACAAGAAAUUUGUAGGCUUUAAAACUUGGAAAAAUUAUUGCAAGAUGAAAACAAAGCCUGACAGCAUUUCAGACUCAGCAAGAUAAAUAUCUCUCUUCGGCAAAUGAGAACAUUGUGUCAUUGACUAUAGUUGUUCAAAAGCUUCUUAAUUUAAAUAAGUGUAUAUUCAACUCAACUGUUUAUCAUAUUGUUAUAUAUUUUUGCCAGAGUAAAAGAAUCACAUUUUUUUAACAACUUAAGAUCUACUUUUCCUCUGUGCUCACGUUUCCUUCCUGAAUAACCAAGGGAUGUGCCUACUCUAAUAAGUAUCUGCGAUGUGUUUAAUGUUUCUCCAACGGAUAACUUUAACAAAAACUAUUGGUACUUGUAUCGUUAUUUCUGCACUGUUGUUUUGGCCUGACAGUUCCUUUUUUCAUCUUCCUUGUUUUCAUGUACACUGAUAGUUUUGGUUUUCUAACCACUCAUUCAGCAAUAAAGGUAUUGCUAAAUUAGAAGAGAUAAUUUUCCAGUUUUCUUCUCAUACAUCCUAGCUCCAGGACAUGACUAUUAACAAUUUCUCAGAGUGGUGGCCAAGCCAUCAAUGACCUUCCUUCCAUCAUAAGGUGGAGUGUGGGAGUGUUAACCAUUGAUUGCAUCAUGUUCAAUUCCAUUCAAAGCUCCUCAGCAAACGAAGCUGAUCAUGCCUAUCUUCAGCAGGACCUAAAACGGGAUUCAGACAUAGGCUGAUGUUAAGGAAUAAGCCACAUUUUGCCAUAACUCUGCCGGACAAUGACCAUCUCUAACCUCUGCCUGAUGUUCAAUUACAUUACUUUCACAAAGUUACCAUCAUCAAUAUUCUGAUCAUCAUCAGUAAACAACUGGAACACCCACAUAAUAAAUACAAUGGCCACUUAAUAAAUACGAUGGCCACAUAAUAAAUACGAUAACUGCAUGAGGAGUUUAGUUAUCUAGAGGGAAAUGACUUGCUCCUGACACCUUAAGGCCUUUCCACCAUCUACGGGGCACUUUCAAUUUACCCAUAUGAGUGCAACUCCAACAACUCGGGAAGCUAAAAACAAUCAAGGAAAAGUGGUCUGAGUGAUUGGCAUUUCAUCAAUCACUCGAAACAAUCACUACUGCAGACGUACCAUCUCAUAUUCUGAGAGCACCUCAAAAACUAACAACAUGAAUCAUCAAGAGAAACAGGGCAGCAUGAUUCAAAUGAACGAUGACGGUGGGACGAUUAGAAAGUUUAGUGGAUAUUGAGUAAGGUUGUCAAAUGGAUACCGCGGGAUACAGAUUAGCUGGAAAUAUGGAUGGAGGUGAGGAAGACUUGGCAGGUGAAACUUAAUCUGACAAGUAUAAGGUAUUUCAUCUUGGAGGUCAAAUGUAAGAGGAAAGUACAUGGUAAAUGGCAAGUCCCUAAGGAGUAUUGUAAUAUAAUUAGUAUGCAAGUCCACAGUUCCCUGUAAAAGGCAACAUAAAUGGAUAGGGUGACAAGGAAGGUAUACGUAACCAGGUGACCAUCGAAUCUUAUUCAUUAUCGUUAGAAGUGUACUUAGGCAUCCAUCCAGGUAGUGCUAUAAUAGUUGUCUGUGCCUUUAAGUGGAGAUGGUGAUGUCAUUACGCAUGCACUGGAUAGUGGGGAGGCCAUUUUUGUUUUCUGCAGAAGAAGCUGGUGGGGCUUUGGGAUUAAGUUCCUCCCAGAGAUACUGGGCAUGGUGAGGAAAGGUGAGUAUUAAUUGACGAUAUCCAUGUGAAUCCGUUUAUGCUUGUUGGCGAAUCAAGAAUAUGGUAAUUUGACAUGUUUUACAUGUGGAUGCUUUAGACUUUCACGAGUGAAGGCAUCGGCGCUGGACAGCGUGGCUUGUGCAAAGUUCCUUACCGGCCAAGUAGGUCAAUCUUCCUGUAAUUUAACUACCAGGCAAUAUCUUGUAAAAGUUGUGCCACAGUGUACCUUUUGUCUAACUUUAUUGUAUCAUGACUGAUUGUGAAUGUAACAGCGUAACAUGAAUGUUUAGUCUGUGUUUGGAAGCUUAGCACGUGUGUACUAGAAAGGAGUAGACGUCUUAGAUGAGAUGUAUCGGCUUACAUUUUCGCUGCUAUGUAUAAGGUACAGGGUUGGUCGGAUUCUAAUGUUGCUUGUAUUGUGUUCCUUCAGAAUUGCCACUACCGUAUUAGUUUUGUGCGGUUUGCUUUAUGUAUUUUCAUACUGCAUAUGCAAUUCGUCGAAACACAGGGGUGUGGAUCGGAAGUUAAACUGAGAUUGUAACGGCAGGAACUGGUUGUAAGUUCGUUUGUUUUGUUUUGAGACCCUCUUCCAGCACUAAAAC